Limanda limanda (common dab) is the source of this 5175-nucleotide messenger RNA. Its product is annotated as diacylglycerol kinase delta. Gene Ontology annotation, molecular function: ATP-dependent diacylglycerol kinase activity. Bases 39 to 3335 code for a protein of 1098 amino acids. Gene Ontology annotation, biological process: intracellular signal transduction; lipid phosphorylation; diacylglycerol metabolic process. NCBI's taxonomy places the organism in Eukaryota, Metazoa, Chordata, Actinopteri, Pleuronectiformes, Pleuronectidae. The record is from RefSeq and is a predicted model, not a curated record. The transcript is spliced from 30 exons.
CCUCCCUUUCUCCCUCUGCCCUUCGCCGUUGACUCAUCAUGGCGUCCAAGCUGAACCCCAACGUCCUGUACGUGGCGGAGCCGGGCGACUCGCUGGGGUCGCCCCAAGCCGACGCCGAGAGGACUCUCAUCUCUGGAGAAGCUGGGGAGGAGUCGUCGGACAGCGACGGAGAACAAGAAGACACGUCCCACAAACUGAUCCGCAAAGUGUCCACCUCGGGACAGAUCAGGACCAAGAAAAGUGUGAAGGAGGGAAUCCUGUUGAAGCAGACCAGCUCCUUCCAGAGAUGGAAGAGGAGAUACUUCAAGCUCCGAGGCCGGACCCUGUACUACGCCAAAGACUGCAAGUCGCUGAUAUUUGAUGAGGUGGAUCUGUCGGAUGCUAGUGUGGCCGAGACCAGCACCAAGAACAUCAACAACAGCUUCACGGUGAUCACUCCCUUUCGCAAACUGAUGCUUUGUGCCGAGAGCAGGAAGGAGAUGGAGGACUGGAUCGGGGCGCUCCGAUCCGUCCAGAAGUGGGAAACCUACGAGGCCAGCCAGUUCAACAUGGAGCAUUUCUCCGGGAUGCACAACUGGUACGCCUGCUCGCACGCCAGACCGACCUUCUGCAACGUGUGCAGGGAGGCGCUGCCGGGCGUCACCUCCCACGGCCUGUCCUGUGAAGUUUGUAAGUUCAAGGCUCACAAGCGCUGUGCAGUCCGCUCCACCAACAACUGCAAGUGGACCACGCUGGCCUCCAUAGGAAAUGACAUCAUCGAGGACGAGGACGGGGUGUCCAUGCCUCACCAGUGGCUGGAGGGAAACCUGCCCGUCAGCGCCAGGUGUGUCGUGUGUGACAAGAACUGCGGCAGCGUGCGGCGGCUGCAGGACUGGCGCUGCCUCUGGUGCAAAGACAUCGUCCACAGCAGCUGUAAAGAACAAAUGGGGAAGGUUUGUCCCUUGGGUCAAUGUCGAGUGUCAAUCAUCCCCCCCACUGCACUGAACAGCAUCGACUCAGACGGCUUCUGGAAGGCCACCUCGGCGUCCUGCUCCAGCCCUCUCCUGGUCCUGGUCAACUCCAAGAGCGGAGACAACCAGGGCGUCAAGUUCCUGCGCAAGUUCAAGCAGCUGCUCAACCCGGCUCAGGUGUUCGACCUGAUGAACGGAGGCCCGGAGCUCGGGCUUCGUCUUUUCCAGAAGUUUGUGACGUUCCGUAUCCUGGUGUGCGGAGGAGACGGCAGCGUGGGCUGGGUGCUCUCAGAGCUCGAUAAACUCAACCUCCACAAACAGUGCCAGCUCGGCGUGCUGCCUCUGGGCACCGGGAACGACCUGGCCCGGGUCCUGGGGUGGGGGGGGCUCUGUGAUGACGACGCCCAGCUCCUGCAGAUCCUGGAGAAGCUGGAGAGAGCCACCACCAAGAUGCUGGACCGAUGGAGCGUGAUGACAUACGAGCUCCCGGCCACCAGCAAACACACAACAAUCAUGAAGGAGGACGACGGACUCGAUUCUCCGCUGCAGGUGCACAUCACUCAGUAUGCAGACUCCGUGGCCUCACACCUCGCCAAGAUCCUGGACUCGGACAAACACAGCGACGUCAUCUCCUCCGCCAAGUUCCUGUGUGGGACGGUGAACGACUUUGUGGCGGAGGUGGGGAAGGCGUACGAGCGAGCCACAGAGAACAAGGAGGAGGCCGACGCCAUGGCCAAGAAGUGUUCGCUGCUGAACGACAAACUGGAUUCUCUCGUCAAGGCCUUGAGUGAGGAAGCAGAGGCUCAGGUUGUUCCGGCCGGUUCGGUUCCGAUCCAGGAGAGCAGCGGUGGCGGCGGUGGCGGUGGCGGCGGCGGCGGCUCGAACCCGGGAGACGGCGGCGGCGAGUCGGGGUCAGAGGGCAAAUCAUACCGGUCCAAGGAGCAGCUGAUGCUCCGAGCCAACAGCCUGAAGAAGGCGCUGAGGCAGAUCAUCGAGCAGGCGGAGAAAGUGGUCGACGAGCAGAACCGACACACGCAGGUGCAGAGGAUGUCCUCCUCCUCCUCCAUCAAGAGGGAGAACAGCGAGGAGCUGAAGGAGGCCGAGCCACGUCCCGGCGGCCUAAGUCCCACCUCCCCCAUCGUCCUGGAGAAACCAGAGAGUCUCCACACGGUCACCUUCAACGAGGACUCAGUACACUGUUCAGAGAAGUGUGUGAUGAACAACUACUUCGGCAUCGGCCUGGACGCUAAGAUCUCCCUGGAGUUCAACAACAAGAGAGACGAGCACCCCAAGAAAUGCAGCAGCCGCACAAAGAACAUGAUGUGGUACGGAGUCCUGGGAACCAAGGAGCUGGUGCAGAAGACCUACAAGAACCUGGAGCAGCGAGUUCAGCUGGAGUGCGACGGCGUUCCCGUUCCUCUGCCCAGCCUCCAGGGCCUCGCCGUGCUCAACAUCCCCAGCUACGCCGGCGGCAUCAACUUCUGGGGCGGCACCAAGGAGGACAACAACUUCGGGGCGCCGUCGUUCGACGACAAGAAGCUGGAGGUGGUGGCCGUGUUCGGCAGCAUGCAGAUGGCCAUGUCCCGGGUCAUCAACCUGCAGCACCACCGCAUCGCACAGUGCCGUCAGGUGAAGAUCACCAUCCUGGGGGAGGAGGGCGUCCCGGUGCAGGUGGACGGAGAGGCGUGGAUCCAGCCGCCCGGCAUCGUGAAGAUCGUCCACAAGAACCGAGCUCAGAUGCUCACCAGAGACCGGGCGUUCGAGAGCACGCUGAAGUCGUGGGAGGACAAGAGGAAGUUCGACAGCUACCGCUCCUCCCGGCCGCGGCUCAACUCGCAGCAGUCCAUGGAGUACCUGACCGAUGAGGAGUGUGCUCAGGUGCAGCAGCUCGGCAUCGUGGCCGACACGCUCAUCAACAAGAUCCGCGAAGCCGCCAAGACGCACAAGCUGGUGGAGCAGGAGCUGGCGCACGCCGUCAACGCCACCGCCCUCGUGCUCACCGAGGCCAAAGUGUCCAGCCCGGAGUGUCUGAGUCGCAGCACGGCCGUGGAGAUCGUGAACAUCAGUAAAGUUCUUCAGGCCGAGACCAGGAUGCUGCUGGACGGGAAACUACUGUCGGAGUCUCCAGAGGAAGAGGAGCUCCGGUCGACCCUCAACAGCCUCAGCGCCGAACUCCACAAGCUGGACGACAUCCACUGGAUCUGUCCGCUCAUGCAGUGCUCGGACGAGGAGUCGGUGAGGAGCAGCAAGAGCAGCAUGAAGCUGAAGAUCUGCCCCAAGGUGAAGAAGGACCGAGAGAAGCUCCACAAGCAGAAGUCCAACAGUUCUCUCUCCGGAACUUGGGAAAUCAAAGGUGUCGCUGAGGCCGAUUCCUCAGGAAACUGAAGUCCUGCGUGAGGAGCUUUACUGUUGCCGCCGUAACCCUGACAACCAGGCGGGGGGGGGGGGUUCUCCUGCCCAGUGGCGUCACAGACGAGCGAGGAAGGAAAACCAUCUUCCAACUUUUACGCCGUUUCCCUCCCUGUGUUGCUACUUCGUCCUUUUUUGAAACGGGGAGGAAUCUUUUUUCCUGUUGUUUGAGUUAGUUUGAAAGGGGCGUGGCUUCGCAUCGCUUCACCAUCGGCGUUUUGGUUCUGUGGGCGUGGCCAACGGGACGAGGGAGGCGUGGAGCGACGUCGCCAAACGUGUUAUCGACGACAAAAUGUUUACGUGGCGCUCUCCUUGCAUGUUGAGUGCAGCCAUCUUGUUUUAUAUCUAUUAUUGCAAUCUUUAAAUUGUUUUUCCUCUUUAGCUUCAGUUGUUUUGUUUAUGAAAAUCCUUUUUUUCUUCAGACUUUCUCAGAGUAUUUAUUUCUCGUCGCUGCUGCCGGGAAAAAACUCCGACGGCAACAAAUCCACAAAAUGAACAAACAUCUCAACCUUAACUUCUGCUGAACUGGAGAAUAUCUUAAAUGUUGCAAAAAAUAUACUGAGGAAUGUACUUGUGUGGACUCGUAUUAACCUGGAGAUUAUAUAACGUUUAAUGAUAACUCGCAUAUGAUUUCACAAAGGUUGUGUUGUCGUGGUUGCUGAUAAGCUGUUGUGUGACGUGUGUGGUUCCGAGGCUGCAGAGGAAAACGUUCUCAAGUCAUUUCAUCCGUGUUUCAGCCUUUUGAAAAGAUCGAGAGACUUUAACGUUCGGUACAUCGCUCGGUUAUUAUCACGUUUUUAAAAUGGUUCGAUGUUUUUGACAGUUUACGCUGAGGAAGCAUUUUCCUCUUACUUUGCCAUACUCUUGAUUGUAACUGUAAUAUAGGAAUAAGAGUCAGUGGAUAUUUGAUUUUUGCCUUGUCUGUGGUUAAAAGCUAUUAUCAACAUCAAAUAUAUAUAUAUAUUUUUUAAGUAUAUCUUAUUUUCCCAAUGGUAACGUGUGAAGCUUUGCUUCUGACAAACUCGGCCACUGUGUGUAAACACAAAGCCGGUUCCUGCUGUUGUGUGUCGCUGCAUGAGAACUCACAAUCGCCUCUUCACACAUCUUCAGCCUGAUUGUUCGGACCUGUGGCAUUUGUGCAAUUUAAAUAUUUUAUUAUCUGCUCCAGGUUAUUGUAUUAAGACACUGGAGGAAGGUUUAUUAUUUAGCAAAGAAAAACAGAUGUACGUCCAUCUUUUCAGCGAGUUAUUAGACUUCAUAUGUCAUAUUAAGUUUAUAUAUUAUACGGCUGCAGCCUGAAUUACCACAUGAAGUGAGUAACAUGUUUGGCUAAAGUAUAAUUUACAGGAAGGAGCAUUUAGGAAAAGUUAUUUUUUGCAAUAAUUCAGCAAAAGUGUGAAUUACAGAAUUCCAGGGUAUCAUUUUAAAAGUUAGAAUAGUUAGGAUGUAACUCAUCAACAUUAGGACCUGAGUCAGAAAUCCGCUGCAGCUCAUAACCACAGAAACUUAUUUUAUCAAGACAACACACGAAUCAGAAAUCCACUUUGACUCAGGUCUGUUCUUUUGAAGUUUAAACUCUCGAGGGAUCGUUUCUGUGCUUCUGGAUUUUCUGUCGUUCAAACUAACCCUUGAGGAGGCGGAGCUACUGUGAGGCGUUGUAGAUAUUAAUUUUUAGAUCUGGUCAGAUUGUGCUACGUGUCCAUCGUGUGCCGGCUCUACACCCCCGAGGCUUUAUGGUGUCGUGCCAAGUUCGUACCGAGUUCAGUGGAUUAUGAGACAUACAAGGUGUGUGUGUGUGUGUGUGUGUCUGCGUGUG